UAUCGGUAUAUAAGCUUCAUGUAUACAAUAUGUAUUCUUCAGAACUUUAAUGUUCACUCAUUGAAUGUUUAACGAUUAGUUAGGCAGGUGUGUAUAUAUUAUAUGGUUAUGAAAAACUUUUGUAAAGAAAAUUUACCAAUAGGAUUGCAGCCAUAAACCUAAAAAGUUGUAGCCAUAAAUUUAAAAAGGUCUGUUAUCAUCAUUGCUGUCCAAGAAGUUUGUCUCUGUGUUUAUGUGGUUUACAUAGUUAUAUAAACAAACUUUUAAUUCACAAAGUAUAGCAUGAGACAUGCAUUGUUUUUUAAGAGUUUAAGCACCCGUAAAGAGUAACAAAAAGCACUAAUGUGAAGAAAGUUUUAUUACAGUGAUUUUAAACCCGUUAAUUAGUGCCGUGUUGUACCGAAUAUGUCUUUUCAACGUAACGUCCGGCAGAAAGAAAAGAAACGAACGGAAUGCAUCAACAAGGCUUUUUCCGACCUUAGAAAGUGUAUACCCAACGUACCGUCGGAUACAAAGCUUUCCAAAAUCAAAACCCUACAUCUGGCGUCUUCCUAUAUUGCUUAUCUAUCGGACAUAUUAAAGCAUUCCGAUACCGGCGACUGUACGGGAGGAAAAGGGUUCCGCGCCGACUUAAAGGCUUUGAAAUCCCGCGAACGUAGAAAGAGUUUCAGAAAGGGUUUAUCAGACACUCAUAACGGAACAGGUACAACUCAUCUAAUUAAACGAGCUUCCAAUGGUGGAACUGGGACAUGUGGUACGGCAAGUGACGACCCAGAGAAACCUCGGAAGGGGAGGACCGGGUGGCCGGAAAAGGUUUGGGCCCAAGCGCUUGAUAUAUCAGAACACCAAACUGCGGACAGUCUGGAGCAAAAACAGAAAAUGGCGCCGAUGACACAGACUGUACAUUCGAACUCGCACUAUCAGCAGGAUGUAUCGCAUCACUACGGCGCUCUGGUUAGCCAGAGCUCAUUUUACACCAAAGUUGAUCUUGUGUUAAAAGACGACGACAGACCUUUGAUUCAAGUUCCUUUUAACACGUACACGCAACCAACCCAGCCGAUUGUCCACAACUCGAACGACGCUUCUGCAACUGCUUAUUUUGAAAAUGCGUUCAACGCCAUGGGCAACUCGGUCUCGCCCAGCGUGAACCAAUUGACUUACACCGAAGUAGGGUCCGAUUAUUCUCCGAGUUAUUUUCGCUCAGAAGAUGCCCUUCCAACAAUCAUGCAAGCGCCACUGUUUCAUAAUUUUCGGGGAGGCACGUUACCCUCUAUUUCGACACUCUGCUGCGGUGAUAAACUGACCAACCCUACAGUUGGCACACACUUUGCGCCUUUCAUUGAUGUUAACACAAGCAUAGUUACCGGGGAAAAGAUACUUGUAGACACCGAAACUUCUGAAACUGUGCAAGCUCAAUCAAGCCCCCAGUUAACUGAGCUUCAGCCAGUAUCAGUGGUAAAAAUACCUGAAUUAGAACUUGUAUAUUCGAAAACUUUAGACCCAAGAGAAAUUCCGGGACACCAACAAGUUAAAAGUAUAUGAAAAAGUGAAGGGGAAAACUAUCAAUGUAUGUAUGGUAGGGUGGGGUAGGAUGAAACAUAUUUUUAUAAUUUUUCGUCCUAUAUUUGGUAGUAAACAACGAACAUUCACAGAACUAUAAAACCAUAUGCUUACGACUUCUAUAAACCGUUGUUAAUUGUUUAAAACACGGUCAGAAUAUUUGAAUAUUACAUGCUAAACGUGUCCCGUCUUUUCGUACCCAACUAUAUAUUUAAAAGUUCAAACCUAAUACAAUAUACGUGCCUCUGUUGGUGUUGCUGGCCAAGACAACUCUCCAACCUAUUAUCGUUUAUAGUAAACUGUGUUUUACUGGUAUUUAAUUUUCCCAAAAUUGUAGCGUUGGCAAUAAGGCUCUAUCCUAAAUCCCAGUUCAUAUUUUACAAACAAUAUAAACAGGAAUACAGAAAAUAAAUAUUUGGUUGCUAUAUAGUGUGCCAAUUUUUUAGUAAACCUUCAAUAAUUUCUGAUAAAAAUAGAGUGCGUUUGUAUUGCCCAUGUGUGCGCUUUUUUCCACUUUAGCGAAAUAUACAGCACAAUACUUUAAACGAAAAA
Molecule: messenger RNA, 2112 nt
Organism: Ciona intestinalis (vase tunicate)
Lineage: Eukaryota; Metazoa; Chordata; Ascidiacea; Phlebobranchia; Cionidae
Source: RefSeq